AUGAAACUCAUUUCACCAGUCAAGCCCAUGAGCAAACAGCGCGGCAACAUCAUCACCGCCAGGAUCGUCCCCAUAUUCCUGCUCGGCAUUAUAGGAUACUGCUCCUAUGUCAUCACCAAACAUGUCUGCAUCGACUAUCUCCUGCGCCCACAUCUUUCCCUUCCUACUCUACUUCAUCCAGACACCGGUGCCGCCAUCGCGAUACUUACCGUAUACUAUUUGACACUUUUAAUGACCCUCAUUUGUUUUGGUCGCAUGAUCCAGACCAUCUUUACGAACCCCGGUGUUAUUCCUCGAGGACCGCAGUAUUACGUCGAGAAGGAGCGGACGCAAAGGGAAGGGAGUGAAAGCCACGAUAAAAACAAAGAAGGCUUCGAAUAUGGUUCCACGGCGCGAUCCACUCCUCAGAAUAUUCCACGACCCCGGUCAAACGAGUCAAAUAUCCGCCCAGAGGAGUUUUGGCACAAAGACGUCUUCGUCUGUGGCUGGGAUGGCCGGCCUCCGUUCUGCUCGACAUGCUACAACUACAAACCCGACCGCGCCCACCACUGCAGUGAACUCGGUCGCUGUGUCGUCAAGAUGGAUCAUUUCUGUCCCUGGGUCGGUGGAAUCGUCUCGGAGACGUCCUUCAAGUUCUUCAUCCAGUUCACCGGCUGGGGCGCUGUCUAUUGUUUCAGUCCGCUGGUCUUCAUGGCAUACUUCUUCGCGAAGCGGAGACGAGAGGAGGAUUUCAUCAACGUGCAUUGGAUCCUGGUUUUGGUUUUUGGGGCGCUGUUUUUCCUUUUCAAUGCAGGCAUGUGUGGCUCAAGCUUGCAGUUUGCUUUUAUCAAUUCCACAACCAUCGAGAACUUCACGCGGAAAACAAAGAUCUGGUAUCUAGCGGUAUAUAUGCCACCAGCCGUCCUGGACAAAUAUAAUGCCUCCGGACGGAGUGAUCUGAGGCUGAUCAGUUAUCCUCGUCCUGCUUCCGAGCAAUUCGAACUCCUCACGCAGAACGGUGCAAAAUUCAACGACAGCCAACAGAGUAUUGUCAGAGAGGGUUGGGAUACACAAGGCCCAUCUCCCCCCUCGAACACAUACGAUCCUCAAUCAACACCUACCUUCCCACCACACCCAGCCGUCGCGAGGAACACACCACCCCCCUCACGUGGUAACGCCUCGUCGGCAGCGGCAUCUCCACCCCGAUCCGCGCCGCACACACUAUCAUUUCAGAAAGACGCCCUCCGCACCUUUGCCAUCCUCGAAACCGACCCUGGCGCCAACCCGUUUGAUCUCGGCAACUUCGGCAAUUUCAAACAGGUCAUGGGAACCAACUUCUUCGACUGGAUCUUCCCACUCCGUCCCUCGCCACUGACCGACCACUCCGACCCCACGAGUUUCUACAAGAUGGGAGCCGUCGUGCAGAAGCUAAAGCGCAAGGCGGGCAUUCUGGAGGGUGAACUCGGGCUGGACGAGAAGGCCGGCGAAAGCAGGCAUCGGAGACGGCAUCACCGGCGGAGGAGGAGCAAGAGGACAAGUCAAACUGCUUCGAUGAGGAGUAGGCCUGAGGAUAGGUCGUGA
Exophiala bonariae is the source of this 1560-nucleotide messenger RNA. RefSeq lists its product as uncharacterized. The record is from RefSeq and is a predicted model, not a curated record. Gene Ontology annotation, molecular function: protein-cysteine S-palmitoyltransferase activity. Lineage: Eukaryota; Fungi; Ascomycota; Eurotiomycetes; Chaetothyriales; Herpotrichiellaceae. Gene Ontology annotation, biological process: protein targeting to membrane; peptidyl-L-cysteine S-palmitoylation. Gene Ontology annotation, cellular component: Golgi apparatus; endoplasmic reticulum. The transcript has a single exon. The coding region runs from base 1 to 1560 and encodes 519 amino acids.